Lytechinus variegatus (green sea urchin) is the source of this 3196-nucleotide messenger RNA. RefSeq names its product docking protein 3-like. The record is from RefSeq and is a predicted model, not a curated record. The transcript has 3 exons. Bases 147 to 1937 code for a protein of 596 amino acids. Gene Ontology annotation, biological process: cell surface receptor protein tyrosine kinase signaling pathway. Gene Ontology annotation, cellular component: cytoplasm. NCBI's taxonomy places the organism in Eukaryota, Metazoa, Echinodermata, Echinoidea, Temnopleuroida, Toxopneustidae.
ACAUGUACUGUAUGUUUGUGCGAAAAGCAAGAGAUCGCUCAAAAAGCAAAGUACAUACAAUCUGAGCAGACGAAUUUCCUCUUCCUCUGUGAAAUUGGCGGAACAUUCUGUAUGAAGCCUAGCAGGGCUAGGCCUCACUUGGAAUCAUGGAUGGCACUUUGUGGAGAUAUCAGAAGGUCUCAAUAGGCUUGAAGAAAUGGGUGAAAAACACAGCCAAACUGUCAUGGGCAACUCCCCAAGCCAACUAUGGUACGCUGACCCUUACGGAUAGAGAAAAGAAAGUACAAAUUAAGCUGAGCAACACAUCCAAGUUUGAGACAAUGCCUGCUCAGUACAAAAACCGAGACCACACUUUCGAGGUGACAUGCAUGGAAGAGAAGGUGCACCUGCUGGCAGCGGAAGAUGGGGAACAUUUAUUCCAGUGGCUCAGCAAGAUGCACGAUGUAGCAGGCUUGAGGAAAGACCACCUGUUUGGAGGAGGCGGGGGAGGAGGAGGAGGAGGAGGCUGUGGAGGCGGAAAAUCAGAAAACCAAGGAGUAUUAGAAGUGGAGUCGGAGCUGCAGGACAAUCUUUUGUAUGAUUCUUAUGAUAAUAAAACCUUUCCAGUAACAAUCAAAUCCUACAAUUUCACGGAACCGAUAACUCUCACAGGAAAUUACAACCUGCAGCUAGAUUCUAUGAAACUGUCCUUGAUAGAAGCUUCCACUGGGAAGAACAUCUUGUCAUGGCCUUACAGAUACCUUAGGCGGUAUGGACGAGAAACAAACUCAUUCUCAAUGGAAGUUGGUAGGAGAUGUACCUCAGGGGAGGGUUUGAUUCGGUUCAAUGUCGAGGAUGGAAACAAAGUGUUUGCUGCCAUUCAGGAGUUUGUUUCCGCAAUGACUGGUAGGAAUUUUUCUUCAUCAAGCACACCAACUACACCCACAACUGCUCCUCAAGCUCCACCUUCCUUUACUCCAGCUCCAACCGAGCCCAAAGCACCAGCAGCAAACCAAGUUGUAAAGAACCAGGGGGUAAAAGUUUUACCAUCACCACGUGACAGAACACACUCUGCAGGGUCCCGUAACAUAGCCCCAAAGCCUGCUAACCGAACAAAAUAUUCCAAUCGCGGUGCGCAGUCAGUGGACGAUGUCAGCAGGAGCGAACCCAUCGAUCAGUGCUACUCCUCGGUUUCUGAUGAAGCAAUUGAUCUUGCUAAGAAGCUACCGUCUCCCAAAACACGGAAAGGUCCUCCGAUAGACUUUGAACCAGAGCAGCAUUAUGACGUGGCUUCUGAACCUAUGCCAAAGCAGUGGCCUCAGGUGCAGAGAAGACAAACUGCAAAUGGCGAGAGCAAUGGGACCAAAGCUAUUCCAACAUCUAGGGUCUCUAACAGUUCUGGGGAUAAGUCUUCCUCCAAAGUAGACACUUUGAACAAUGAAAUGUCAGGUGUGGUCAUAGAGGAUAAUGCAGACCCAGGUUUAUAUUCUACCUUGGAAACGCCCCAAGGAAUGGAUGGAGCAGCAGCAGCAGAUGCUUCACAGGUUUACUCAGAAGCCAGUGACCAUGACCACAUUUACGACCACCUUGCGCGACAGAAGCUUGGAAAUUCUUCCGCUGCCCCACGUCUUCCUCCCCCAAACGCCAAACCUGCUGCCGUGUCUAAAGCUUCCGCUGCAUCUGCAGCAAAAUCGUCUCCACAAGAAGAAGAUGACAUGCUGUAUGACCACCUCAAUCGUGGCCAAACUGGAAGCGCUCAGCCUGGCAACAGUCCUGUAGGAGCAGUUCCUGAGGAUGCUUAUGAUAUUUUGAGCCUGGAUGCCCCUUCCGGUUCACCAACAGAGAGUGGCUACCUAGUCAGUUCAUACCCGUCCUCAACGGUUCCAGAGGAGUCGGAAUAUGCAGAGGCAAAUGAUGCAAAUUUUAAUUAUGAUGAAAAUCUAUACGAAGUUGCCUGAGGGUGAUCAAUUUUAAGAUUAUGCAGUCUACAACUGCACUCAAAUCUUCAGGCAUCUAUCGUACAAUGACAUAUUUUACUAACACCUAGAUAGAAGCAUGCUUUUUCAGCUAUUUUGAUUUUAUUUCCUUCUUAAAAUACUAUUUACUAAAUCUCAGGCUUUGAUUUUCUACUCCUGAUGAGAGAGUUGUAAUUAAAUGCAACUCCCAAACAUCAACUGUAACUUUAUUUUUAUCCGUAAUGAGAUUCAUCUGAUUGGUAGAACUCAAAACAAAUUUUCAUCUUUUCACAAUCAAUUUGAUUUUACCUUGAGAGCUUUCGUUCUGCAGGCUUUUUCAGACUAUGCCUGACUCACCGUAGAUGGUUAGUUUUGGCAGCGCAGCAGUCUGUGAGAACGGGAUUUCUACUAUGUACAUUCCCAUUUUUUAUUCCCAUGCUUGAUAUGAGUUGCAGUUACAUGUAAACUCAUUCUGCAAAUUAUUUUUUUCCUUUUUUUUUCCUGCACUAUUUUCCUCUCAAAAAGAAUAUUAGGGUUUGGAUUAAAGUUUAGUCUUGAAUUUAAGGCUACUCAAUUAUCAAACAGUAGCAUAAUUCAACUGUCAACUAAAUUCCAUCUUUCACUUUCUCUCUAUUUCUCUCUCUCUCGUUGUCCCCCCCCCCCCAGUACAGUAUAUUUAUCCUGUGGUUCAAUUGUACAGGAAAUACUGUUUUCGCUUCUGGCUUCCUCUGUGACUUAUCAUUUUAUACUCAGAGGAAAAGGGACUUGAAACCUGGCCCUUGUCACACAAAACUUAGCUAUUGAUGAUAAAGGUUAUUACAUAUGAUAAUCAUUGCAAUCAACUGAAACAGGGUCUACGAUCAAACACCAUGUUUUGCAAUAUGAAGCCUUUUACCCUAAAAAUUUUUCCCUAAAUUUUUAUCAAUAGAUACUGGCCAGAAUCCUAAAAAAAAACACUGACGAAUGACACCAUUCCAUGACUCUGGCAUGUUAAAGAUAUGAAAGGACAUUUCAGAAUUCUGCUAUAAUAUCAAAUUACUCUCAGACUCUAUGAAUAUAUACUUGUUUAUAGUAAUUCAAUACUCUGUUUUCAUCAGGUUCCGUGUUCUUCACUGUAAACAAGGGAUAUAUUGAUUUUUCAUUUAGUAGGGAAAUUGCAGAAAUAUUUAUACAUGAUUGAACACCUCUAUCUUACAACAGUAUUUAACACGUGUGUACUGUUAUCUUUAUAGGUUUUGGUGAACAGUGCAGUAAUAAUUAUG